CAAUUGAUAAAGCAGAGGGAAAUGACGCGCCAGAAUAACAAAGCAACUUUAUAAAAUGUCUGCGCACCACACGCCUCGUGGCAUGGGAUGACAUGUACAAUCCGUCGUGUAGCAGGCCCUUGAUAGAGAGAACUUUGGUUCUUUGUGAGCACAGAUCUUUCCUUGACCGUUGUUUCAAUGUGCGACUUCUCCGUCAUGUUUUAUGCCAACCAAUACACGCAGAUUGAGCACAGAACAGAUUAUCGAGAAAAACCUUAUUACUUCGCUUUGGAGCAGUCCGCCGCUCGACAUUUUCAUUCGCACGAGUGGCGUGAAGCGAUUGAGCGGUUUUCUGCAGUGGCAGUCAUAUACACAUCCGAAGUAUUGUCCUCACCAAACCCAUUUGUAUCUCCCACAGUACUGCGAAAACAUGCAGUCCACAUGGUAAAUACCUAUUGGCCCAACUUCAGCCUCUGGAACUUUGUGCCAAUUUUACUAGAUUAUCAGGGGAAGGUGUGGGCACGAUAGAGUAGCUGCAGGUUUAGGUGCGAAACUCUUGGUCAAAUCCCUUGUUAUUUUCUACCUUCACGAGCUUUUUUGUUGGCUGUGUUUUACUCAG
Suillus discolor is the source of this 598-nucleotide messenger RNA. RefSeq lists its product as uncharacterized. The transcript is spliced from 3 exons. The record is from RefSeq and is a predicted model, not a curated record. Bases 178 to 507 code for a protein of 109 amino acids. NCBI's taxonomy places the organism in Eukaryota, Fungi, Basidiomycota, Agaricomycetes, Boletales, Suillaceae.